This is a messenger RNA of Trichomonas vaginalis G3, 1293 nucleotides long. Its product is annotated as histone deacetylase class I, eukaryotic type family. Gene Ontology annotation, molecular function: histone deacetylase activity. The record is from RefSeq and is a predicted model, not a curated record. Lineage: Eukaryota; Parabasalia; Trichomonadida; Trichomonadidae. The transcript has a single exon. The coding region runs from base 1 to 1293 and encodes 430 amino acids.
AUGUCUACGAAGCAAAGAGUUGUCUACUUUUAUGAUGAAGACAUUGGCAACUUCUAUUAUGCUCCAAAUCACCCAAUGAAGCCGCAUCGUGUAAGAAUGGCCCAUAAUCUCAUUCUUGCGUAUGAUUUACUUCCGAAAAUGCGAGUUCUUCGACCAAGAAGGGCAACAGCCACAGACAUGACCCGCUUCCAUAGUGAUGAAUAUGUACAGUUUUUGCAAAUGGUAAAUCCGGAAAAUGAAGGAAAACAAAAUGGUCUUUUCGAUAAAUUCAACGUCGGAGAAGAUUCUCCUAUUUUCGAAGGACUCUUCGAAUUUUGUCAAAUUUCUGCAGGUAGUUCAAUAUCUGCAGCUCAAGAAUUAAACAACGGUACAGCUGAUAUUGCGAUUAACUGGGCCGGCGGCCUUCACCAUGCCAAGAAAGCUGAAGCAAGUGGCUUUUGCUACGUUGCAGAUUGUGUUCUUGGCAUUCUCAAGCUUUUAGAACGUUACGAAAGAGUAAUGUAUAUCGAUAUCGAUAUUCAUCACGGUGAUGGUGUCGAAGAAGCUUUCUAUACAUCAGACAGAGUUUUGACAGUCUCUUUUCACAAAUACGGUGAAUUUUUCCCAGGAACAGGACAUUGGACCGAUGUUGGCCUAGGAAGAGGCAAGCACUACUCGGUAAACGUACCAUUAAACGAUGGUAUGGACGAUAUAUCCUACCAAAACAUCUUCAGACCUAUCAUGUCUCGUUUAGUCGAAUGGUAUCGUCCACAAGCGAUUUUACUUCAAUGCGGAGCGGACUCUCUUACAGGAGAUCGCUUAGGAUCCUUUAAUUUGACCAUUAAAGGCCACGCUUCCUGUGUAGAAUACAUGAAAUCCUUCGGAAUCCCAAUGAUCGUCACAGGCGGUGGCGGUUAUACAGUUAGAAACGUCGCUCGUUGCUGGGCUUACGAAACCGCCGUAGUUCUCGGCGAAGAAAUCGAAGAUAAGUUACCAUAUAACGAUUAUCUCGGAUAUUACGGACCAGAUUACCGAUUACAUUUACAGCCAUCGAACAUGGACAACUUCAAUACGCCUGAAUACCUCAACGAACUCCAAGCAAACAUCAUUGACAGUAUUCGCCACCUUCCUUGCGCCCCCUGCGUCCAGCUUUGGAAGCAAGAGGACAAAUUGAACGGCCUUCUUGAAGAUUCCGAUGAUAAUGAUGACGAUAUUUACGAUGACCGCUUAAGUUCGAAAUAUCUUACAGCAAAGCUUCGUCUUAAUACUUUGACUGGACAAGAAAUUGAUGAGGAUGAUAUCCCGCCAAGAUAA